Molecule: messenger RNA, 1101 nt
Organism: Papilio xuthus (Asian swallowtail)
Lineage: Eukaryota; Metazoa; Arthropoda; Insecta; Lepidoptera; Papilionidae
Gene: Or-41
Product: olfactory receptor 41
Exons: 8
Coding region: 20-1072 (350 amino acids)
Biological process (GO): detection of chemical stimulus involved in sensory perception of smell; sensory perception of smell
Cellular component (GO): plasma membrane
Molecular function (GO): odorant binding; olfactory receptor activity
Source: RefSeq, a predicted model, not a curated record
AUUUUAUACCGCCUUUAUAAUGCUAACACAAUAUGCAUUUAUACUUUUUGAAUUUAUCUACAUAGCUGGUGUAUGGGGGGACAUAGAAGCGAUGUCUGAGGCGUCCUAUCUGCUUUUCACGCAAGCAUCCGUCUGUUACAAAGUAACCGUUUUUCUUCUUAGUAAAAAGAAUCUUAACAUCCUAAUAGACUAUAUGGAAAUAGAUAUUUUCUUACCACAAACGGAGGAACAAGAGAAUAUUCUGGUAAAACUUUCGGGACAGAUCAAGAGACUGUGCAUGUUUUUUCUGACUAGCGCUCUGACGACUUGUACGCUAUGGGCUCUAGUACCUCUACUUGAUGGUACUGGCGAAAGGUUUUUUCCAUUUAGAAUAUGGAUGCCUUUUGGGCCGGAGAAGUCACCUCAAUUUGAAAUCGGCUAUGGCUACCAGAUGGGAAGCAUCUACAUCAGCGCCUUUCUGUUUUUUGCGGUUGACAGCAUCACCCUCGGAAUGAUCAUGUUCGGCUGCGCACAACUAGAAAUUAUCAUUGAUAAACUACAGAAGAUGCAAUCAGUGCCAUUAUCUUCAAAGGUAACGGACGAGCAACGAACCAUGAGAAUUAUGAACAAUAACAAAUUAUUUGUCGAGUGCAUUGACCAACAUCAGACGAUUAUUAGAUUCAUAGAAAUAGUGGAAGAUACGUACCACGCAAAUAUAUUUUUCCAAUUAAGUGGUACUGUUGCUAUUAUCUGCAUUAUUGGACUACGUAUUACUAUGUCGGAGCCGAGCAGUAUUCAAUUCUAUUCUAUGCUGAUCUACAUGGUGACAAUGCUGUCGCAGCUACUUCUGUAUUGCUGGUGCGGAAGCGAGCUAACUACAAGGAGUCAAGAAUUAAGAGACUCCUUAUAUCAAAGUCCAUGGUACGAACAAGAUAGAAAAUUCAAAAAGUCACUGUUUAUAACAAUGGAGUGUAUGAAGAAACCUAUUGUGUUCAAGGCUGGUCAUUACAUUCCGCUCUCUAGACCUACAUUUAUAUCGAUUUUACGUUCAUCCUAUUCAUUUUUUGCGGUAUUAAAUCAGACGCGCAAUUAAAAAAGAAACAGAAAAUUGUUUUACUUAAC